Bombus pyrosoma is the source of this 2199-nucleotide messenger RNA. Its product is annotated as U6 small nuclear RNA (adenine-(43)-N(6))-methyltransferase. The transcript has 7 exons. Gene Ontology annotation, molecular function: 23S rRNA (adenine(1618)-N(6))-methyltransferase activity. Lineage: Eukaryota; Metazoa; Arthropoda; Insecta; Hymenoptera; Apidae. Gene Ontology annotation, cellular component: nucleus. Gene Ontology annotation, biological process: rRNA base methylation. Bases 162 to 1703 code for a protein of 513 amino acids. The record is from RefSeq and is a predicted model, not a curated record.
UAAGAUGCCGGGUCUAUUCUGUAUCUCAUCUAUGGUUUUACAUUUGUAAAUGAAAAAUAUUUGUUACUGAUUGUUAUGGAUACAUGUAUUUUAUGUAAUUUAAGAUCAUAAAACAUGUAUUGACAUCGUUAUUGAGAAGAAGAAAAAAUAAUUGUUUAGAAAUGUCGUUAAGAAAGUUUAUGCACCCAAGGAAUAUAUAUAAGAAAAUACCAGACUUUAAAAAGCUUGUUUUACUAUAUCCAGAAUUCCGUGAUAUUGCAAUUGUUAAUUUAUCCGGCAAGAUAAAGAUUGACUUUAAAAGAGAAGGUACCCUGCGAGUACUCACAGAGGUAUUAUUAAAACAUGAUUUUAAUCUGCAAGUAAAAAUACCUCCAAAUAAAUUAGUACCAACUCUGCCAUUACGCUUAAAUUACAUUUUAUGGAUUGAAGAUUUAAUGAAACAUGCUUCUUUCAAUGAAAUGAAGGAAGUAAUUGGCAUAGAUAUUGGUACUGGGGCAGUGUGUAUUUAUCCUCUAUUGUUUGCAAAAAUGUAUGGAAAUCAAAUGAUCGCUACAGAAGUUGACGAAACAAGUAUACAGACAGCUAUUGAACAUGUUAAAAAUAAUAAUUUGGAAGACAUAAUAAAAGUAUAUAAAGUGGAUGAAAGAACAAUAUUGAAAGAAAUUAUAAAAGAAGAUAAUGUAUAUCACUUUACAAUGUGUAAUCCUCCCUUUUUUGAAAUAGAAGGAUCAUCAGAGAAAAUUAUAAAGCAAUUACCACCAAGAAAUGCUCCAACUGGAAACGAAGUUGAACUUACAGUUCAAGGUGGUGAAAGAGCAUUUAUAAUGCAAAUGAUUGAAGAAAGUAUGGAAAUUAAAGAAAAGGCAAAAAUUUACACCACUAUGUUUGGUAGAAGAAGUAAUUUACUAUUGUUAUUAAAAUUUCUAAAGAAAAAAGGCAUAGAAAACUCAACAUGGACAGAGUUUUGUCAAGGUCACACAAAAAGAUGGGGAUUAGCUUGGUCAUUUUUACCUAAAGAUGUUAUUAAUUUGACAAAUGCGCCUGUUAUUCGAAAAAGUGGAGAUUAUAUUGCAAAAUUACUGAAAGCACAACGUCCAAUGGAGAUACAAUUCCCAAUGCGACAUAAAUUUGCUUCUUUUGACAACCUCGUUAAUUUUUUGGAAGAAGCAAUGGAAGAGUUACAUAUACAAAUCAAGGAAUUAAAUUUGCCAAUUGGUAACUUUAAUGGUUGGUCGUGUCAACUAAUUGCGGACAAUGAUACAUGGUCGCAUGCACGUAGAAAACGUCGAUUAGCUCAAAGGUUAAUGAAUCAAUCUGUGAACCAUGACACAGGACAAACAUCUGUAAUAAAUGAUAUUACAAAAAACGAUGCAGAAAAAUUAAUAAAGAAUAACUCGGUAGAUAUCGUGAGAAAGAACGAACCUUUGUUAAUAUGUAACUUUUUUGCUGAAGUGAUAGAACAUGAAGAACCUGAAAAUGAUGAAGUAAAAAUAUCUAUGAUCUUUGAAAAGGGAAUUGGUGGCAAGGUUGCUUUAGAAACGUUUCGACAGUAUUUAAUAAACAAAUUACAUGUUAGAGAAUAUUUUCAGAAGCAGCAUGAAAAACCAAAUAAAAGGAAGAGAAAACGAUUAGAAACAAGUAAAAUCGAAAUAAAUUCGGAACAAGUCGGUAACUUGCACAAGAAUGAUACGGAAUCUGUUUAAGAUGUCAAUUUAUGUUCUAUACAAAAUGAUUUAUUUCAUACGCAAAUUUUAUGAAAUUAUAUAACAGAUUUAAAUCCUCAUGUAAGAUGAUAAAAAUAACGAUAAAACAACGAUGAUAAAAAGACGAAAGGAAGCUUUUCAUGUGAUGUAUACAGUAUAAAAACGAUUAACAAAACUAAACGAAUUUGUCUUGUUGAUUAUGAUACAGAUACCGUUCCUCGUUUAUUUUCAUGUGAUUUCAGUUUUACCUAUAGCAUUUAUAUUGAACUCAACAAGAUUCACCUCAAAUUAAUAGUAUCUAAAGAUAAAAUUAUAUGACUUCAUUAUGUAUUGAGUUCAAUGAUGACAACUAAAGUGGGAAAGUGACAGCAAUGCCUAAAUGGAACAAAAUAAUGAUUUCAAAUAUGUAGUAAUAAAAUAACCUAUCGAAAGUGUAGGAAAAAACAAUUGACUUAUAUUCUACGAUAAUAAAGUCCAUUAUUUGUUUUACAAAUAA